This is a messenger RNA of Colletotrichum chrysophilum, 1119 nucleotides long. RefSeq lists its product as uncharacterized. Bases 1 to 1119 code for a protein of 372 amino acids. The transcript has a single exon. Lineage: Eukaryota; Fungi; Ascomycota; Sordariomycetes; Glomerellales; Glomerellaceae. Gene Ontology annotation, molecular function: dioxygenase activity. The record is from RefSeq and is a predicted model, not a curated record.
AUGGCCAGCUCAAACGCCAGUAACAAUGUUCGCUUCAGCCCCGAAAGCUACCCGCCAUUCCUGACAGACCUACCCACAGCUCCUAUCGAGAAGAUUUCCCUGCGAAAGCUGCUAGAAAAGGACGAUGAAGAGGCGAACAGGCUCUUUUUCGCGUGUCAGAAGCAUGGAUUCUUCUAUCUCAACGUUCGUGACCAUCCAGAAGGCGAAGCUCUUCAAACGGGCGCCCUCCAGAUGGCACGACUAGCCGAGGAAACAUUUCAGCUUCCACUAGACGAGAAGAGAAAGCAUCACCAGGCUUACAAUGGCAGCAUCUACGGCUACAAAAGCGCUGGGGCACAGAAGACCGACGCACAAGGAACGCCAGAUACCGUUGAGUUUAUGAGCAUAGCGAAAGAUUUCGUCGUCAACGAUGCGCCCAGCCCGAACCAGAAUCCGUCCACGAUCGUGGAAAAUAAGGAGAUACUGAAGCCGUUCGUCACGAAAGCCCACGAAACCGGCGUGUUUCUACUGACGCUGGUUGGAACCAAACUCGGACUUGUCGAAGAGGAAGUCAAGAACCGACAUCGAAUCGACCAGCAGUCUGGAUCUCAGUUGCGACUGACACGAAGUCCACCUCUAGACAAGACGCGAGACCCCGAAAGCCAGAUCGCUACGACUUCACACACGGAUCUUGGCAGCAUCACCAUUUUAUUCAACUGGCUGGGAGGCCUUCAAAUGUGGGAGCCAGAACACCCAGACGGCAGCAAGUUCUGGAGCGCUUCGCGCCUGUCACAAAAGGGGCGCUGGACUUAUGUCGAACCCGUUCCUGGUUACGCAAUAGUCAACCUGGGCGAUGCGAUGACCAAGUUCAGCAACGGCGUCCUGAAUUCAGGAAAGCAUCGCGUUCUUCCGGCUCCCGGAGAACAAGGAGAUUUUGUACGUUAUAGUGUGGCAUACUUCGUGGGGCCAGAGGAUGACACGGUGUUGAAGGUGCUUGAGGCAGCUGGGAUUCCCCAAUGGGAAGGUGAAAAAGAACCGGAGAAGACAUUUGGUCAACAUGUCUUGGACUUUGGGAGAGCGAAAUACGGCAAAGACUUGGUGAAAAUCUUCCAAGAGAAGAACAAAGCAGUGGUUGCGUAG